AUACCUUUGGCACCGCUUCGGUCUCACGAUUAGGAGACUAUUUCGCUUUCUGCCACGUGCCCGAGGCAUCCAAUGAACUCUGCGGUCCAGCCCUCGACCGACGACGAAAGCGAGAUCGUCGUCUCCGUCGACUGCUCCGAGAACGUCGCGCCAUUUCCAAGCCUGCCAACGACAGCACCAGACGCAGCGCACAAGGUAUACUGCCAAGGUGACGGCUGCCGAGCGAAGUUGCACCUAGUUGCACUCGACCCGACCUCAGCGAUGCAUGUCAAGGGUUCGGUUGAGAUCUACUGUGCAAGCUGCUUCAGCAAGCGUCCAGGCAAGCCGGAGCUAUCCCCCGUUCGCCAAUUGCCCGUCGUGUCCUCCGUCAAAAACCCGAAAUGCGAUGGCAAGCUCGACAAGUACAAGGCCAUCAUGGAAGAUUCGCACGUGCAUCUCGUCUAUCUCGCCAUGUUAUCAUCGUUUGGCCACUCGCGUGGGGCUACUUUUGUACCACGCUCAAACGCCAACCGCUGCCCGAGCCGUCGUACACUGCCACGUGGCGACAUCGAUUGCACUGGAUCAUGGCUGCCGUCUCGCACCUUCAGUGCGCCUUCUGCUGUGCUUACAUCUGGUUCAUCUUUGUCGCCAUCAAUCAGAGCUGUGAGUAUGCCGCACAAGCGUGGUUCUGGGUCCUUCUUGAAGUCUACACGCUCUACUUUCUCCUGCUCAACGUCAUUUACGUCGCGACCCCCAUCAUGCCUGCAAAGCCGACACGCCAUGUCACAACAAAUCGUCCUCUCAGCGUGGGCAACACACCACACGUGGCAGUCCAGCAGCCGCUGACGUCCCGUGCAUCGCCGCACGACGACAACAACGCCCUUGUUCGUGUGCUGCAAGCGGUGGCGCUCACAGUGGUGCCUGUCGCCGGCCUCACCUUGGUCGAGUACCUCUUGGCCUCGCUCCCCAACACAUAUCUGAUCGCCAAGGUCGGCGAUGACGUCGAAGCGCUUGUCUUUACGGGUGCCGAUGGCCAGCCACUGCCGGAAGACACCGCGCCAAGUGUGUUUGCGACGCGGGUCAACAGCCACUGGCUCUUGCGGGCGUAUCGAGCUGGUCUCAUAAUCAUCACCGUCGUCGUCGUUGGCUUGAACAUCUGGCUCAUGCUCUCGUGGGUCACGCACGCGUGGCCAUCUCGCAAAUUUGGGAUCCCGAUCGAGACUUUGAUCCAGCUGCCCGCCAACGUCGCGUACAAUGUGGCUGGAACCAUGACCGAUAUCUGUCAUCCGAACGAUGAUGGAACGUUCCGCGCAGUGUGGAACUUGGCCUUGACGCCGACGCCAAGCGUCCUGAACGGGCUGCCGACAAUGAACGUGGGCUUUGUGAAAAAUCGAGAUCUUGUGUAUUUCACGGAUCUCGCCGUCGGAACGCUUUGGCUCGUGGCGCAGGACACGUACUCGAUGACAGUGCGCCCAGCCGUGAACCAACAAAACGUGACGAUCCGGGCGUCCUUUGGCAACGUCUCGAGCUGCGACGACGUCGCCAAAUUGCACAUCCUGUGUCUAAUGACGUAUACGGACAAGUCACUUCGAAAGCGUCUGGCCACCGCAGCACCAGGCCUUACACUGCUGCCCACACUGCUUCUGGCGAAAUACUGCUUCCAGAUGCUCGUGGUGGCUGGCAUUGUCGGGUACGCGUCGCUCCAAAUCUUAGCGCUCUGGCUGCAAUUUGACGCACUCACGGUAACAGUGGAUCUGACGCUGCACCAGAACCUGGAUGUGUGGUACCGACUUCGCAAUCAUGUGUUCAAGGUCGUUACCUUCUACACUGAGUUUGUGACGACGCUCAUGUCGAUUGCGCUCGUUCAGCUCACGGUCGCCAUCAGUGGCCUUGUCAUCUACUGCCUCAGCGGCGUCGCGCCACUGCCCGGCUACUAUCUUUUGAUUCUAACAAUGGUCGGAUCGCUCUCGACGCUGGCGUUUCUCUUGCCAUUGGCAAAGGCGCUCGACAUUCAAGCCAGCCACGAGGCGAAGCUCCACGCCUUGCUCUUGCAACUGCACCACGAACGAGAGCGGCGCUCCAAGGUCGACCGACUGAGUUUGAUGGCAUGCUUGUCGCGGCUCAUUCAGCUGGUCGGUCCCAACGACGACCGCAUUUGCUUUUGGGGCGUCGAGCUCUCGAUGGCCCGGCUCAUUGGACUCACGAUUUCUAUUGGGUCGGGCUUGUCGGUGGUCUUUUCCCGCACCGUAAACCACAGCUGGUCGGAGCCUCUGCAUGAGAUGUAGUCGAAGGCAAGUAAUCACAACAUGCCACCUGC
Saprolegnia parasitica CBS 223.65 is the source of this 2296-nucleotide messenger RNA. RefSeq lists its product as hypothetical. NCBI's taxonomy places the organism in Eukaryota, Oomycota, Saprolegniomycetes, Saprolegniales, Saprolegniaceae. The transcript has a single exon. Bases 381 to 2264 code for a protein of 627 amino acids. The record is from RefSeq and is a predicted model, not a curated record.